AUGAGUGCUGUUAAUAAGAAGUUCUUUGAGGACUUUACUUCAAUCCCUAUUCGAGAUCAAUCACUUCCUAACCAUUUUGAUGCAGGUGAAGUGAUCCACAUAGCACUCAAUUUCACUGGUACACGAUUAGCUUAUUCUCGUUCAGAUGGAUCUGUCAGAAUAUGGUCGAUGAUGAACGAAGGUGGCAGAGAAAGUGUAGUGAUUGAAUCCCCCCACACCAAGCCUGUAGAGCUGUUGUGCUUUAAUCCACAAGAAGAGUUUGUGUUUCUCACCGUGGCCAGAGAUGAAUAUAUAAGGGUUUGGAGGACAAAUGGCGUUUUACAACGUGAGGUACAAGUCAAAUCACCUGUCAAUAAGUCAGGGAAAGGUAGUGACAAAGCUAAUGUAAUUUUACAACAUGUUGGCUAUUCCAGUGAUGGACAAAUUGUAGUCGUUGCCGACAGAGAAGGUUGGAUAUAUGGCUUUGAUGCACUGUUUGCACCCAUAUUUUCGGUUGACGUUGGUGAAUAUGUUUAUUCCAUUAUGUGGUUUCAUUUUGAGCACAAGUAUUUUGCUUGUGGAUUACAGGAUGGAUCUAUUCCAAUAUUUGAACUUGUUGAGAAAAGCUCAGAACAUCAACUACUUUAUGAAAUAAGAAAAUUGACAACUUUAAGAGGUCACCGGUCAUCGGUAACUUGUUUGGCCAUUGAUCCCCGAGGAAUCUAUUUUGCAGCUGGAUCAAAUGAAGGUGUAGUACUGAUAUGGAAGAAUGAAACAAUGCUCGUUACAAGAGUGAUAAGCGAUAUUGAUGAAGCAGUUACUGAUUUAGAUAUUUCACGAGAUGGAACGUAUGUAGCAGUUUCAUUUGAUAGAACCGCUUCUGGCAAGAUUUAUGAUAUUUCUUUGGGUGAUAAGAUUUAUGAUAUUCCUAAUAGUCUGAGUGGGUCACAAGUAACCCCCCAAAUAAGGUGGUUUCCUCAAAAGACAACAUUUGUAUAUGUGGGUGAUAAGGGUCGGAAUGUGGUGCUUAUGAAACGUCCGGAAGAGGGUUUAAGAAAACGUGCUGAUGAUAAAAUGGGCAGGCUUGGAGAUGGGGAUGGUGUUAAAGGCAGAGAUAUUAGAGAUAGUAGAACUAACAAGGAUCAUAGAGAAAACAGAGAUAAGAGAAUCACCAGAGAGAGCAGAGAGAGUAGAGAGAGUAGAGAUAACAGGGACAGAGACAUUAGGCACAGAGAUAAAGAUACCCAGAAGAGAAGACUGCAUCAUCAACGGUAUUAA
Molecule: messenger RNA, 1257 nt
Organism: Lizanozyma spartinae
Lineage: Eukaryota; Fungi; Ascomycota; Pichiomycetes; Serinales; Debaryomycetaceae
Exons: 1
Coding region: 1-1257 (418 amino acids)
Biological process (GO): mRNA export from nucleus
Cellular component (GO): THO complex part of transcription export complex
Molecular function (GO): protein binding
Source: RefSeq, a predicted model, not a curated record